Messenger RNA from Erinaceus europaeus (western European hedgehog), 1136 nucleotides. It is a transcript of the gene FRAT2, whose product is annotated as FRAT regulator of WNT signaling pathway 2. The transcript has a single exon. NCBI's taxonomy places the organism in Eukaryota, Metazoa, Chordata, Mammalia, Eulipotyphla, Erinaceidae. The record is from RefSeq and is a predicted model, not a curated record. The coding region runs from base 170 to 856 and encodes 228 amino acids. Gene Ontology annotation, cellular component: cytoplasm.
AUUCCGGCUCCCGCGGCUGCAGGCGCGCGGCGCUAGUGCCAGGCGGGCUUCGCCUUCCGCGCCCGCCCCGGCCCGGACCCCGCGCCCCGCCGCGGCCCACCGAGCCCCGCACGCCCCAGCCCAGCCGCCAGCGACGCCCGCACAGCCCCGGGAGCCCGGGCGGGGGGCCAUGCCGUGCCGGAGGGAGGAGGAAGAGGAAGCCGGCGAGGAAGCGGAGGGGGAGGAGGAGGACGACGACGACGACAGCUUCCUCCUGCUGCAGCAGUCGGUGACGCUGGGCGGCUCGGGCGAGGUGGACCGGCUGGUGGCCCAGAUCGGCGAGACGCUGCAGCUGGACGCGGCGCAGGACAGCCCGGCCUCCCCCCGCGCGCCCCCGGGGCCUCCCCUGCAGCCCCCGGCGGCGGCCAAGGCCGGGCCUUCCGCGCUGCCGCUGCUCCUGCCGCCCGCGCCGGCCGAGGCGGGGUGCCCGGCUCCCCCCGGGGCCCUUCGCUGCACCCUCGGGGACCGCGGCCGCGUGCGGGACCGGGCUGCGCCCUACUUUGUGGCCGAGCUCGCCGCGGGCCCCAGUGCGUUGUCUGGGCCGUGCAGGCGAGGCUGGCUGCGCGGCGCCGGCUCCUCCCGCCGCUUGCAGCAGCGACCGUGGCCGCCGGCCCGGACGCGCGCCCGUGACGACGACCCGCACCGGCUCCUGCAGCAGCUCGUGCUCUCGGGGAACCUCAUCAAGGAGGCCGUGCGGAGGCUUCAGCGAGCGGUCGCCGCAGUUGCAGCCACGGGCCCCGCCGGCACCCCAGGGCCUGGGGGCAGCCGCAGCGCACAGGACCCCGUCUCCCUGCAGUCCUCCGGCGCCUUGCAUUGACCGGGAGCCCCCGGAGGUGGGAGAGGAGGCAGCUUCGCAGUGCCUUGUCAUCAGCAGCCUUGAACUGGACGCCGCGAUCCUCACCGGCGACAGACUGACAGACCGCUUAGGUUGCGAGGAGGCUUGUGCGGAGAGACCUCUGGACAGAAAAUUCCUGGCCCUGGCGAAGUUUGGGAGAAAAAACUUAAGCUUGAAAGAAACACAUGGGUCAGGGCGCGGGAGAAUUUCCCCCAACCACCUUCGGGCCCAGGACCUGGGAUAAACUGGGAGAAAUAUGGCA